This is a messenger RNA of Diorhabda carinulata, 975 nucleotides long. RefSeq lists its product as uncharacterized. The transcript is spliced from 2 exons. Gene Ontology annotation, molecular function: nucleic acid binding. NCBI's taxonomy places the organism in Eukaryota, Metazoa, Arthropoda, Insecta, Coleoptera, Chrysomelidae. Gene Ontology annotation, biological process: DNA integration. The record is from RefSeq and is a predicted model, not a curated record. Bases 1 to 975 code for a protein of 324 amino acids.
AUGUAUGUAGCUGAUCUUUUAAGUAGGUCAUUCAUAAAAGACAAAGUAAAUGAAGAUUGUGAAAUGGAAGAGGUUGUGCAUACGAUUGACAUAAUACCGUACGAGGUACCUAAAUAUCCAUUUGAGAUAGUGGGGUCUGAUAUAUUAGAAUAUGCAUCAAAAUAUUAUUUAGUUGUAGUUGAUUACUACAGCAAUUGGAUUGAAUUGAAAGAAAUACAAAGAAAAAGUAUAGAUGAAAUCUCAAAACAAUUAAAAGUAAUAUUUUCUAAUUUUGGGUUACCUGCAAAGUUUAUAUCUGAUAACAAUCCCUACAACAGCUUUAAAUUUAAAGAAUUUUGUAAUCAAUACAAUAUACAAUGUGUUUUUACGAGUCCCAGAGUUACACCACUAUGUGGUCUUGAGGCCUCACCUUCAGAGUUAUUACAAAGUAGGUUACGAAGAACAGGUUUGCCUAUAUCCAACAGAUUAUUGGAACCCAAAACCACUAACGAGUAUGGGAAAAAAGUAGAAAGAAAGUUGGCAGUAAAAAGCUAUCAUGAUAAAUCUGCACGUAGCAGCUCAGAUUUUAACGAAAAUCAAGAUAUACUAUUUAAAUUGAAGAAGGAUGGGUAUUGGACACCGGGAAAAGUCUUAUCAAAUACUAAUUCUCCACGAUCAUACUUGGUGAGUGAUGAAAAUGGCAGAGUUUAUAAAAGAAAUUCUUCCUUUCUAAAAAAUACAAAAAAUCCAACGGUUAUAAAUGCGUCAAACAACAACGAAAAUAUAAACAUAAACUGUAAACCUAGUAGUGCUGAUGAAUCAAGUGAGAACACUUGUUUGUCUAAUAGCACUGAUGUAUAUAAUGAAAACGAUUGUGGAACUAAUAAUAAUAAAACGGCAAAUGAAUGUACAAGUGUCAAGGAAGCAAAUAGCAAAUGCACAAGAUCAGGUCGGGUCGUCAAUGUACCAAAUAGGUUAAGAGACUAUUAUACAUAG